AUGAGGGAUAGCAGUGCUGUGGGCAGAGCAUUUUUAGUCGAGGCAAUCAGACAAUUUUCCGUCCUUGAUGUGGGCUCAGCCCCGGUGGUGCGGUCUGGGGGUGUCCUGACCCGGGCCGGCUGCGGGCUGGCGCCGCUUGUGCCGUGCGAUGCCGGGAGGGCGGAUAUAUCCCCGGGGAUCAAUUACCGGCCUCCCGCUCCCCGCGUCCCACGCCCCGACGGGAAGCGCUGCCGCUGCGCGUCCGCACCCCCUUGGCCCUUCCCCUCGGGGGUGAUGCUCGCUGUGUCCCCGGCCGGGCGAUGCGCCCCGCGGGCGGGGCAGGGCGGUGCCGGCGAGGCGGUGCCGGUGCCCGGGGCGGUGCCGGGGACCCGGGGGCUGGAGCGGCUUGUGCCGCCGCCGCCUUCGGCCCAGCACAACCGCUGGAAGUGGCGCAACAUCUGGACAUCGCUGGCGCACAGCGUGCUCAGCGGCGGCGGGGCGCUGGCCGGGUUCUACCUCCACCCCGAGUUGUCACACGACCUGGUGGGCAAACACCCGCCCGGGGCGCACAGCCUGGUCGCCGUGUCUGUAGGCUAUUUCCUCGAAGACUUUGUGGAUAUGUUGUGCAAUCAGAAACUUCAUCAGUCCUGGGAGCUGCUGUUUCAUCACUCUGUGGUGAUCAUCUGCUUUGGUAUUGCUGUGCUGCUCCACCAGUAUGUGGGCUUCGCCCUCGUGGCUUUGCUGGUGGAGAUCAACUCCAUCUUCCUGCACCUGCGGCAGAUCCUGCUCAUGGCCAACCUGGUGCACACCACCUGCUACCGCCUCAACAGCCUCAUCAACCUGGGCACCUACGUGGUGUUCCGCAUGGCCACGCUGGCCUGGAUGUCCCGCUGGCUCUUCCUCAAUCGCCACAACGUGCCCCCUGCCGCCUACGCCGUGGGCACGCUGGGCAUGGCAAUCAUGACCCCCAUGAACAUCAUCCUCCUCUACCGCCUGCUGCGGAGUGACUUCUUCAAAUCCAGAGGGGACGUGCGGCGGGAGAAGGAGGAAUAGCCCCCUCCCCUGUGAGGGGGGCAGUUCCAAGCUCAUGGAGCAAGUGGAGGGUGAACUGGCUGUUUCAGUACCUUGCAAGGAGGGGCUGCACUAAUAGAGCAUCCAGGCUUUUCUUGUGGCUCAAGAUCCUGGGCCCUGCACAGCAGAGGAGGUGCUCGUGGACCAGGCACUGUGGCUCUGCUCCCCAAACACUUGUGGAUGAUGUGGUUGGACGACUGGGAGCUGCUCCCUGAGGCACCACUGAGAUGAGAAGGGGGCAAAGCAGCACAGUUUCCCCACUGCUCUUCCAGACAUCCUGACACCACAGGGUGUUUCCAACCCCUUUGGUGCUGCAGCCCCCAGAAUCCCAUCAGCCCUGGGACACUGAGUCACUGACACAUCUCCUAUGGGAACACCACCAGCAAGACAGGCUCCAAGGCUUUGCCUUCGAGGUGAUGGUGAGAUGAUGAACUGAUGAACCCUCCCUGAGGAGAUUGUCCCAGGCUGAGACCUGGCUGGGGGGCAGCUGCCCACUGUGGGGUGCAGGUCGGGGGCAGCCCCAACCUCUCCUGACAACUGGAGCUUUUCCCAUGUUUUUUUGUCCCCAGAUAAUUCAAGUGCCCAUAAAUGAGCGUGGGAGAGCACGAGUGGCUGGCGGGAGGAUGCUGUGUGAUGGUCACUUCCCACAGAUGUGGGG
Messenger RNA from Ficedula albicollis (Collared flycatcher), 1708 nucleotides. It is a transcript of the gene TLCD2, whose product is annotated as TLC domain containing 2. NCBI's taxonomy places the organism in Eukaryota, Metazoa, Chordata, Aves, Passeriformes, Muscicapidae. Bases 1 to 1032 code for a protein of 343 amino acids. The transcript is spliced from 6 exons. The record is from RefSeq and is a predicted model, not a curated record. Gene Ontology annotation, biological process: phospholipid homeostasis; regulation of membrane lipid distribution; membrane assembly. Gene Ontology annotation, cellular component: plasma membrane.